AUGUUGGCCUUUUUAUCCCACGCCCUACUCGCCCUUCUCGUACUCACCGCCACUGCGGUGCUCCUCCCUCAACUGCCUAGCGGUCUUUUGGCACUCAUUUUCCGUGGGGUGGGCUGGCUGAUUCGGAAACGCACUCGUUCUCGACGGGAAUACGUGAUCGCGCGGGCGCGAUCGGAGGAGGAGGAAUGUCGGGCCUCGCAGGCGAAGGACUCGGCGUCGCGCAGCCAGGUCGAAGACGAAGAAGGCUGGGAGAAAGUCGAUACCGGGGAGCGGCCUUCGAGUAGUGAUGGUAGUGGUGCUACUGGGACAGAGGAAGGGAACAAAGACGACUGGAACGGUAUUGUUGGCUUCUUCCAUCCUUUCUGUAAUGCUGGCGGAGGUGGCGAGCGGGUGCUGUGGGAAGCAGUGCGCGCGACACAGAGGCGCUGGCCAAAGGCCAUCUGUGCUAUCUACACGGGCGAUCACGAGGUCAACAAGACAACGAUGCUGGAGCGGGUGGAGAAUCGAUUCAACAUCAAAUUGCACGCGCCGACAGUGGUGCUGCUAUACCUGACGACGCGCAAGUACGUGAUCGCCAGCUCAUACCCGUACAUGACGCUGCUGGGCCAGUCGUUAGGGUCACUGGUCGUAGGCUACGACGCGUUCACGCUGUUGGUGCCGGAUAUCUUUAUUGAUACCAUGGGCUACGCUUUUACUCUGGCCCUUUGCAAAUGGCUUUUCCCCUCGGUUCCGACUGGCGCCUAUGUUCACUAUCCUACCAUCUCAACAGAUAUGAUCGCCUCCCUCGAUGACCAAACCGGAGUCCAGGGGAUCAAUUCUGGAGCGGGCAAGGGAGGUAAGGGAGCAAUCAAGCGGCGGUACUGGGAGAUGUUUGCGCAGCUGUACGGCUGGGUUGGGCGCCACGUUGACGUCGUCAUGUGCAACUCGUCGUGGACCGCGGCGCAUAUUCGCAAACUCUGGGGCAAUAGCAAGAGCAGUGGUGCAGAUAACACCGACGGAGCGGGAACAGCAUUCUCGCCGGCGGUGGUGUUCCCACCAACAGGCGUGGCCGAGCUAGAAUCGAGCAUUUCAGUCGACGCAGAAAGCGAGAAUACCCGUCAACCGACACUGCUGUACAUCGCGCAAUUCCGGCCCGAGAAGAACCAUCCGCUCGUCCUGCGUUCCUUCGCACGGUUCCUCCACGACCGAGCCAAGAACCCAGAAUUCGCAGACUAUCCGCCUGCACGUCUGGUGCUGAUCGGCUCCGUGCGCCAGUCCAGCCCCGAUGAAACCCAUAUCUACAACCUGCGGCUUUUGGCCCACGAACUCAAAAUCCGCGACCAGACCACCUUCCUUUGCGACGCCAGCUGGCCCGCCGUGCUCUCGCACCUCAGCACUGCCUCAGUCGGCGUCAACGCCAUGUGGAACGAACACUUCGGCAUCUGUGUUGUCGAGUAUCAGGCCGCGGGACUCAUCUGCGUUACACAUAACUCCGGCGGGCCGCGGGAGGACAUCGUCGUCGACCUCGGCGACGGGCCGACGGGCUUCCACGCUGAGACUGAGGAACAGUUCGCUGCUGCUUAUGAGGCGGCUCUUACGCUUUCACAGUCGGAGAAGAUUGAUAUGCGGCAGCGGGCUCGUCGUUCGGCGCGCAGGUUUACAGAGGAAGAGUUCUCGCGCAAAUGGUUGGAUCAAGUGCAGAAGCUUGUUGAUGCAUCAAGAUAG
Penicillium riverlandense is the source of this 1704-nucleotide messenger RNA. RefSeq names its product alpha-1,2-mannosyltransferase ALG11. The record is from RefSeq and is a predicted model, not a curated record. Lineage: Eukaryota; Fungi; Ascomycota; Eurotiomycetes; Eurotiales; Aspergillaceae. Gene Ontology annotation, biological process: protein N-linked glycosylation. The transcript has 2 exons. The coding region runs from base 1 to 1704 and encodes 567 amino acids. Gene Ontology annotation, cellular component: endoplasmic reticulum membrane. Gene Ontology annotation, molecular function: GDP-Man:Man(3)GlcNAc(2)-PP-Dol alpha-1,2-mannosyltransferase activity.